UCGCUUCCGUCCUCUUCAAUGUCUGCCUGAGCAAAAUGAGCGACGGUACAGCCACUAUUAGGACGCGAAAGUUCCUUACAAACCGCCUGCUUCAACGGAAGCAAAUGGUGGUGGAUGUUCUUCACCCUGGAAGACCAAAUGUUUCAAAAGCCGAAAUCCGUGAGAAGCUGGCCAAGGUGUAUAAAACUACAGCGGAUGUAAUUUUCUGCUUUGGUUUUAAAACAGCUUUUGGUGGUGGUAGAAGUACAGGCUUUGCUCUGAUAUACGAUUCCAUGGAUUUCGCUAAAAAAUUUGAACCAAAGUAUCGUUUGACCAGACAUGGUCUUUAUGAAAAGCCAAAGACAUCACGAAAACAAAGAAAGGAAAAGAAGAACCGAAUGAAGAAGGUCCGUGGAACUAAGAAGGCUAAAGUUGGGGCAGCAGGAAAGAAGUGAUUACCAGCUAUCAUUCAAUUUCCAGUCCUCAAUCUUUGUAUCAAUAAAAUAUAAAGUGAUUGAGA
Orbicella faveolata is the source of this 499-nucleotide messenger RNA. Its product is annotated as small ribosomal subunit protein eS24-like. NCBI's taxonomy places the organism in Eukaryota, Metazoa, Cnidaria, Anthozoa, Scleractinia, Merulinidae. Gene Ontology annotation, biological process: translation. The record is from RefSeq and is a predicted model, not a curated record. Gene Ontology annotation, molecular function: structural constituent of ribosome. Gene Ontology annotation, cellular component: ribosome.